AUGGCCGUCUCUACCAACAGCGACUUCGUCGACUUCAUCAUUCCACUUCGUGAACGCAUGAACUUCUACGACAAGACCCGAUCGCCUACCGACCAAGAGAAGAACGAUGCGGCGGACCCGGCACGCUCGCUCCCACAAGGCUUCAUCGAUUCGAUGAUAAUUCGCGAGGCGGUCUAUGUGCAAGAGCAGGGAGUGCCGCUCGAGAAUGAGCUGGACGACGAGGACGCAUUGGCUUUCCACUGGGUUGCAUACGCUUCAGUGCCGGACAAAGUUCGCUCAGACCCCAGCUCACCAGAGAUGAGCCCUCAAGGCGGCAGGAAGGACUCGGGAAGACGCAUAAGCACAAGCACCAAGAUGCCCAUCGGCACCAUCCGCGCAACACCCGUCCCCUACCCGCAACAGCACCCUCAUCCGAACGGCAAGUACGAAACCGCCGUCCACAAGAACAAUGAAGCCUACGUCAGAAUCGGCCGUCUCUCCGUCGUAAAAGAAUUCCGCAAAGCAGGCAUCGCCAAACUCCUCGUCGACACCGCUCUCGGUUUCAUCUCCGCCCACCCGUACGAAACGUUCGCCUACUACGACCAAGCCGCCACCUCGCAAGCAGGCAGCGGAGCGCAGAGCGUCGAUUUCCGCGGUCUCGUGCUAGUGCAUUCGCAGACGGGGGUGCAGAAGGUGUGGCGCAAGUACGGGUUCGAGACGGAUGAGAGUAUGGGGGAGUGGGACGAGGAGGGGAUCUUGCAUGUCGGAAUGUGGAAGCGGUUGGAUCUCAGCAAUGCUAGUAAGAAGAAUAAGAUAUGGCUGCCUGGUGGGCCCUCGUAG
Molecule: messenger RNA, 819 nt
Organism: Saxophila tyrrhenica
Lineage: Eukaryota; Fungi; Ascomycota; Dothideomycetes; Mycosphaerellales; Extremaceae
Exons: 1
Coding region: 1-819 (272 amino acids)
Source: RefSeq, a predicted model, not a curated record